Messenger RNA from Cucumis melo (muskmelon), 1136 nucleotides. RefSeq names its product transcription factor MYB93-like. The transcript is spliced from 3 exons. The record is from RefSeq and is a predicted model, not a curated record. Bases 64 to 954 code for a protein of 296 amino acids. NCBI's taxonomy places the organism in Eukaryota, Viridiplantae, Streptophyta, Magnoliopsida, Cucurbitales, Cucurbitaceae.
GAUAUUAUUCCAAAGGUAAUUAGGCUUCUUCUUCUUUCAUCAUCUAUUCUAGGUCAUCUCACGAUGUCAGGAUCGCCAACGGCCGAGGAGAACGGCAUAAAGAAGGGGCCAUGGACGCCGGAGGAAGAUCGGAAACUGGUGGAUUAUAUUGAGAAACAUGGGCAUGGAAGUUGGAGAGCUCUUCCAAAACUUGCUGGUUUGAAUAGGUGUGGCAAGAGUUGUAGAUUAAGGUGGACUAAUUACCUUAGACCUGAUAUCAAAAGAGGAAACUUUUCUGAUCAAGAGGAACAAAUUAUCAUCAACCUACAUGCUUCUCUCGGAAAUAAAUGGUCGAUAAUAGCUAGUCAUUUACCGGGACGAACAGACAAUGAAAUUAAGAAUUUUUGGAACACUCACUUGAAGAAAAAGCUUCUCCAAAUGGGCAUCGAUCCAGUCACCCACAUGCCUAUAACUGACCAUCAUCAUCUCACCACUCUCUCAAAUCUUCAUCACUUGCUUUCUCUUAAUGAUGCCACUCAACUUGCAAAAGCUCAACUCCUCCAAAAUCUUCUGCAACUUCUAGCCUCUCAAUCUUCCCUAUCCAUUUCCAAUAAUAACGUCUUCAACACACAACAAAUCUUAGACCUAAACUAUAAUCUUCCCAUUGGAUCAUUUCUCCAAAACAUCCCAAUCAACAUAGAGCCACCACAGGAGCCAUUAUCAUGUGAUGACUAUACAGUGGGCACGGAUGGCGUGUUAGGGUUCCAAAACGAUACCGAUCGAUUAAAGACUUUUUACGAUAUGAAUCAAAGGUUAAACUCACUUCCCAACUUGAUUCCAGCUUCUCCUGAAUGCUCGAAAAUUCCAACCAACAUAGAAAAUAAUUGGGAGGAGGAUCUUAUGGAUGUGGAAGCUUCGGAUUCUUCGUGGAAACAUGUCAUAGACCAAACUCCUCCGUCAUGGACGGUCUCGUAGAGGUUCGGUACCGGAUGUCACUUCUUAACAAAUCGUGGCGAUAUGUGAAGAGUCGUUUUUUACAUUUUCUUUGUAAAUGAAUAGAUUCGUUUGAGCUUUUAAUUAUUGUGUACAUGAUUCUUAUAUAAAUAAUAUGGGAUCAGGACGUUAAUUAAUAUUUCAUCUUGUGGAUUUUUGCUUAG